Ceratosolen solmsi marchali is the source of this 1561-nucleotide messenger RNA. RefSeq lists its product as uncharacterized. Lineage: Eukaryota; Metazoa; Arthropoda; Insecta; Hymenoptera; Agaonidae. The transcript has 6 exons. Bases 140 to 1561 code for a protein of 473 amino acids. The record is from RefSeq and is a predicted model, not a curated record.
CCUCGGCAGCGUCAUCCAUCAUGAGCGAGGCGAGUCCGCCGUCGAGGCCAGGCAAUGCAGUAACCGAGUGGCAACGAGCCCGGAGCCACGUAUGAGAUCAAGAUACGCGUAGCCGAGAGCUCGGGCACACCGGCGAACGAUGGUGGAGUUGGUGGUGGAGGAGAGCGGCUGGAACGUGAACGAGCGCCGCGACAUGUGGGCCACAAAUAAAUCCGAGUACGAUGUACGUGAGCAGCAAGAAGCUCAAGGGAAUGGCGAGUCCGGCUCGUUGGAGUCCCCGCGAAACGCCAUCGCCGAGAAGAGCCCGAGCAGUAUCAAGCAGCGUGAUUCGCUGUGCCCGCGCACAAUCAAAACCAGCGGCGAGGAGUUCGCCUCUGCGAAGACGGUGCCGCCACUCAGACUGAAAAAGAUAUCCAAGUCCCGGGAUGAGCCGUCUUGGGCCGCGCGCACGAUAUCGACCGCGGAGUCCGAUACCGAGAAAGACUCUGGCGACGAUUGUGCCCUCGUGACGCGGGACGAGGUAACGAGCUUCGACGAAAUGGCUUGUGAGAAAUCGAGAGAUAGCAGCUCGGUUAAGAGCAUCGAGAUCGUGAUCCCGUCGAUGCCGGAGCUGGGGAUCAAGGAGACGCGUACCGACAGAAUUAGUUUGCCACGGGAAACCAUGCCUUCUAAGUCAUUCAUUAUCAACUACAUACUCGGAAAGGAUACUGAAGCACAAGAGUUUGACAAAAUCAUGGCGCAUACAAAAGCAACGCCUAAAAGUACCGAUAAAGUUGUUACCGAGGCCUUGGAUCUCAAGAAAAAGGUUCAAUUACACCAGAACGGGUACUCGACAAUGUCAUCGGACUUUGAUGUAUUCAAAUCGAUGCCCGUCCUAUCGCACAGUGACUCUAUUAAAACGCCGACGAAGGGCUCACAAGCUGAUGCAUUCUCUUGCAAUCCGAGGGAAUUGUUAGCCCAGAAUCCAGAACAGCUGCACACCUACUCGUCCUUCCUUACCAACCAGCUGAACGUCCCACCAACGUCCACUAAUACAUUGUUGGCUGCAGUCCUGCGGCCUUUGACUUACCCUCCACAUUCACGAGAGACAUUGGAGCCUUGGGCCCCAUCCAAUAGUCCGCGCGAGGCCCUCAUCCCCAAUAGUAUCCCAGGCGCCUGGUCCGAUCAUCAACAUCCCCUCAACAAUCCCAGUGGUACGAUCGCUGACAUUGACGCGGUGAGGCAACGUCAUUAUCAUCAUCAUCAUCAUCGUCAUCAUCACCAGCAUCAUGAGCAACAGCAACAGCACAACAACAGCAACAACAAGGACAUCAUUAUCAGAUGCAACAACGAGAGGAAGCACAAAUGUAUAGGGAUAAUAAAAAGCCCCUGGAUUUGGCGAUUAAGAGUCGCAAGAAGAAUGCGCAACAGGAGAAAUGCCAACAGCAAUCGGAAAAGGAGGAUAAAAGAAAGAGGCAACGAGCAUACUCUCACACAUACUCUCAGACAUCACAAUACACCAUAUGCAGCACUACACCAAGAGAUAGAGAGAUUUACGAGAUUUACCUACCUCUACAUGUAG